Molecule: messenger RNA, 4024 nt
Organism: Wasmannia auropunctata (little fire ant)
Lineage: Eukaryota; Metazoa; Arthropoda; Insecta; Hymenoptera; Formicidae
Product: tonsoku-like protein
Exons: 2
Coding region: 243-4016 (1257 amino acids)
Molecular function (GO): protein binding
Source: RefSeq, a predicted model, not a curated record
GUGAGCCCGAACACGCCGACAACGGCGUGACAGAUUCGUAACCUCCGUCGUCACUUUUUGGAAUAUACAUCAUUGGAGAUAUGCUCUUAUUUAAAGAAGAGAUCAGUCAAUUGAGAAUUUAUUACGCUUCUCACAGUGCCGAUUAGUUCAAAUUUUAAAGAUUUCGAGAUCUUGCUGCAUAUCAAAGAGGAUUUCGAAGAGGAUAAGAUAGAUUUUACAUAGACCUACGAAAAUCGUCGGAAAUGAACGUCGAUAGACUCAUUAGGAGGAAGCAGCAGGCACAGCGUAGCAACAAUCUUCGUCAGGUGGCCGAAAUCACGAAGACCCUGGGGGACAUGUACUUCGAGAGGAGACAGCUGCGGGAGGCGCUGCGGGAAUACACGGAGCAGCUGAGCGUCUGCGAGAGGCUGCAGGACAAGCUGAGCUGUGCGAUAGCGCACAGAAUGAUCGGGGAGGUUUACGCGUGUCAGGGUGAUUACGAGCUGGCCCUGACGCACCAGAAUCUACAUCUGGAGGGCGCCAAGGAGCUGAGGAACUCGAUAGAGGAGCAACGGGCGUUCGCCACUCUGGGCAGAACCUACUUCUGUCUGGCCGAAAGCGACAAGAUGGGGGAGCGCGAAGAGGCCCUGGCGAACGCGAAGACGGCCUACAUGCGGAGUAUGGAGCUGUGCGACAAGUUGACGGCCGGCGAGAUCAAGCUGGAGGAGAGAACGCUGAUGCGGGCGAGGCUGCUGCUCAACCUGGGACUGACGCUGGAAGCACAGAGGGAGACGCCGCAGGCGAUCAGCCUGAUCGAGCAGGCGACCGCGCUGUGCGAGUCCAACAACUUCCAGGAGGACCUGCAUCGAGCGUGCAUCUCUCUGGCGGCUAUAUACGAGCGACAGAACAAUCACGAGCUGGCGUUGAGUUACAUCGAGACCGCGGCCAGCGUGAACGACGUGUGCCUGAGAGCCGAGGCGAGGAUAACGAAGGCCGAGCUGUUCAUGCGGACCGGGCAGUGGAUCGAAACGCGCAAAGUAUUGGUUUCCCUGUACACGAGCAGCGGAUUGCCGAAGGACAUUAAUCAACAGGUGGAAAAGUACUUGAAGAUCGUUGUAACUAUAUGCCGAGCGGAGAACGGUCUUCUCGUCGAGACCGACACGCGGGCCAAGCAGAGGCUGUACGAGACGCUGGGCGACGCGGCGGUCGCCGUGAGAUGCUUUGACAAAGGCGCGGAGUACUACCGACACAUGUUGACCUGCGCGGAGGAAACGGGCGAGCAAAUAAUUAUUUCUUUGGUGAGCCUAGCGCGAACGCUGACAGACGCGAGGCGGUACGAGGAAGCGUUGCCGUUUGCCCAGCGGGAACUGGAUCUCUGCGUCCUUCCCCGAGAGAAAUGCAGAUCGGCGCUGUUUCUAGCAGAUUUAUUAGUAACGACGAAGGCCGCCGACGCAAAGAUCCGCGAGUGUUACACUUUAGCGUUGAGCGCAGCGAACGAAAGCGAUAGCGUUAAGCUGCAAAAGUCUGUUAUGAGAGAGCUCAUUAAUUAUCUGGAGAGCGUAGGCCAGCUCGACGAGGCGAGGGAUAUGAAGCGGAAGGCGGGUUUAACGCUGGAGACACCGAGCGACACGGAGAGCGAAGCGUCGUCCGAGGAGAGCGACAGAAUCGGCGCGGAUAUUUGCCUGGAGGAUCUGUCCGAUCUGGAAACGGAGGAAAGUGCCAGGAGGCCGGCCAAGAGACGAGCGAGGAGAGGAACGUCGUCCGUGAUCAAGAGGAACGACAAGGGUGAGACGCAGCUGCACGUGGCGUGCAUCGACGGUAAUAUCAGUGCCGUCGAGAGGCUCCUGUCGUCCGGUCACACCACCAGCGUCAGAGACCACUGCGGCUGGACGCCGCUUCACGAGGCCGCCAAUCACGGCUACGUGGACAUCGCGGAGCUACUUCUGAAGCACGGCGCCAGUGUCAACGAUCCGGGCGGCGCGUCCUGCAAGGGCGUGACGCCGCUUCACGACGCCGCGUGUUGCGGUCACUUCUCGAUAAUGCGGCUGCUGAUGCAGCACGGCGCGAGCGCGACGCUGAAGACCCACGACGGCGACACGGUGCUGGAUUGCCUGGAGGACUGGAGGAGUCGCGUGGAUGAUCUAAGCCCUCAGGAUUUAGUCGAAUACGACGCGAUGUAUAAAGAGCUCUCGGCUGUUGUUCCGAUGAGAAAGAGAAGGAGGAGAUCCAGCGACGUUCGCACGCCCGACAAGUCCGCGUCAUCGUCCGAGGCACUAGAGGUCCGAAAGAUAUCCGCCGGUGAGGAUUACAAGAGGACAAUCGAGAGCAUGCGAGCCUUCAAUAAAACGAACGCCGCCGGCGCGUCGAAAGGCAGCAGCAAUGCCGUCACGCCUUUGGUGAGCGAGGAACAAGUUCUCGUCGACGACUGGCUCGAGGACGAUCUCGGAGGAAGUGCAGUGAAGAAAAAAUCUACGAACAGGCCGUCGAACAGUAGUCACACUGGCACAAUCAAGCGCAAGUCUUCGGACGGAAAUCUGGAGAGCGCUGUUAAGAAAUUGAAGCUGAACGGCGCGCGUCGCAGUAGGGACGAUUUCAGUACGAGCGAAGACAGCGGCGACGAUUCCGCCGUUGAGAUCUGUCAGUUGUUCGAAGAACCCAAGAGGAGGAAGCGGAAACGACAAACGUCCUUGAUCUCGAGCGGAUUCACCGUGUCUCGCACGCCGUCCCCCGUGGCUCGUCCGCUGCAACCGUCUCCGCCUCCUGCAACAAGUUCGAGACAGCACGACAAGGAAUACGUACAUUUACGUAUAUUUGUCGAAGAGAAGGUGUUCAGUCUAAAGGUGGCAGUUUGCGAAGACGAGAGGGAGUUCCUGACGUGCAUUACGAGCACCACCGAACGCAUGUUCCACGACGAGACCGGUUGCACGGUCAAGUUGCAGUUGCGGCCCGUGAAUGGCACCGUCGUCACGAAGGAGGGUAUCCUGGAGUUCGCGAGGGAAAACACAAGGAGCGACAAAUUGGAGUGCGGGAUCGUCGAGCUGCAGGUACCGUCCGUCGUCGAGCGAUACAAGACCGUCUGUCGCACUCACAAUCUGGCCGCCUGCGAGGUAAUGCUUAAGUGCCUUAAAUCUUGCGAGAACACGUCGAUAUUUCGCGUAAAGUCCGACGAGAUCGACAAACAGGUGCUCGUGCCGUUGUUGAAGACCUUGGAAUACGAAAGGAGCGUCAAGCUGUUACAAUUGUCGGGCACCGUGUUGGUUACGGCGGGGAUGCACUUGCAUCGGUGUCUCUCGAAUCUACUGUCGCUGCAGGAGCUCUAUUUGAAAGGCUGUGAUAUCGAUGGCGCCUGCUUACGCCAGGUGAACUCGUUGCCUCCUCAGUUGAGAGUCCUGGAUCUGAGUUACAAUCCGUUGAGUCCCGAGAGCCGCGAUAUCCUGAGAAAGCUGAUUGCGCCCCUGAGAUGCCUGCAGACUCUUAACCUGCGUUACUGCAUGCUGGAGGAUUUUCGUCUUCCACUUGACAAUCCCAAUCUGACGAGCUGCGACAUUUCGUGGAACAAAUUAAGUCGCGACGCAGCGACCUCCUUCCUGAGUAGGCAACUGUUCGACUUGAAUUUAUCUAAUAUUCUGUCUUCCAGCCAUCCCGUCUUGAGUCUAGAUACGACGAGCGUAGCUCUGGCACCGAGCUUAGAAUCGCUGGAUCUCUCGUUCUGCGACGUAACGGACUCCGAUGUUAAGAUUAUCGUAAGACAAUUGCCUAGACUGUUGAAAUUAAUACUUAGAGGGAAUAUAAAUGUAUCUCUGUUAUCCAUAAACGCAUUAUUAAGUCGUGACCCCACGUUAACUUAUAUCGACGUCAGUGGUUGUAAAGAAAUCGCGAGUAAUCCAGAGGUAGGAUUGACUAUACAAAAUCCUGAGGUUUGUACGCUACUGGCUAGCAUAGAGCCCAAUUUAUGUGAAUCGUGGAUUCAAUUGUGGCGAGGCACGGGUCUUGUUACGAAAUUGCCUCAUAACUUGGUGAUUUUUAAACCAAUAUGACUUUCUAA